AUGUCAAAAGACACGAAGAUUUUAGAAAGUGAAUAUGACAAGAAUCUACUAAGACCAACUAAACGUCAAAAAUUAUUAGAGAAAAGACAACGGCAUAAAGCUCUAUUCAAUCAAUUGUAUGAAGCAGCUGGUGGUGGUCCUGAAGCAACUGCAUUUUACGAUAAACUAGUUGCUGCACGUGAAGCUCAACAAGCCUUAAAUCAAGAAGUGUUAAAAAGUCUACCAGAAGAAGUUGCCAGUCGCUUGGAAGGUUUUCCCCCGGGAGCUUAUGUUCGUAUUGAAAUUAGAGGUGUUCCAAGUCAGUUUAUAAAACGUUUUGAUCCUUGUCAACCAUUAGUCGCUGGUGGUUUAUCAAGUGCUGAAGAAGCCUUUGGUCAUUUACAAAUACGUUUCCGUACACAUCGUUGGCUAAAACGUGUUCUCCGUUCAAAUGAUCCAUUGACUGUAUCUAUCGGUUGGCGUAGAUAUCAAACUGUUAGUGUCUUUUCUCAAGAAGAGCAUAAUUUACGUAAACGCUUUUUAAAAUAUUCCCUGCCGCAUGAACAUUGUCUAGCGACUAUUUAUGGUCCAUUAGUUCCACCGAAAACCGGUGUUAUCGCUUUUGUCAACUCUGCAUGGCAAUUGAUAGAUGAUCCAAAAAAUCCUUAUCUACCAGCAUUUCGUGUUGCUGGUACCGGAACAGUUAUUGAUUCGAAUAAAUCAUUUCAAAUAAUGAAAAAGUUAAAGUUGAUUGGUGAACCGUAUAAAAUAUUCUCUAAAACAGCUUUUAUUCGUGGCAUGUUUAAUAGUUCACUGGAAGUGAGUAAAAUGAUUGGUUGUCGAAUACAAACUGCAUCGAAGAUACGAGGCUUGAUCAAAGCUGCCUUGACUAAUCCGUCAACAUCAAAACCUGGUGAUUUUCGAGCAACAUUUGAAGCACAAAUUAGAAAAGCUGAUAUCGUUUUCUUGCGAACUUUCUUCGCCGUUGAACUGCCUAGGUAUUAUAAUCCUGUGCUGAAUCGAUUAGUCCCUAUUGCUGGUGAAAAGUCUACGCCUUCAGGUGGCGGCGGCUGGCGGCUACUACGUACACUAGGUGAACUGAAAUGGGAAGCUGGCAUUAAAACAGAGAGUAAACCAGAUUCGCAGUAUAAACCAAUUAAUCGUCCAAUCUAUGUGCCUGCACCUUUACGUGUACCAACUAAACUAGUCGCUGCACUUCCAUUUGCGCAUAAACCAAAACCAUCUCGUAAAGAAGCACUAGCAAUGCUUGGUGGUGAUCCUGUAAAAGCUGCACUGAACGCCGAAUUACCACCACCUGUGAAGACAAUGGAUGAAAUGGAAUCUGGCGAGUCAAGACAAGAGGUGAUUGCACGUCUUCGUCAACUGCACACUGAUUUCCUACACCGUCAAAAAGAGAAAAUGGUCAAUCGGGUGACAAAACAUAAAAAACAAUUGGCUAAAGUGAAUGCUGUUAAAGCAGUUAAUGAACGUAAACGUCGGAAAGAAUAUUUUGCGCGUAAAUCUGGUGGAAAACGAAGUCGUUUUUCUAAGGGUGGUGAUGAAUAG
Messenger RNA from Trichobilharzia regenti, 1545 nucleotides. The record is from the annotation of a GenBank genome assembly. NCBI's taxonomy places the organism in Eukaryota, Metazoa, Platyhelminthes, Trematoda, Strigeidida, Schistosomatidae.